This is a messenger RNA of Rasamsonia emersonii CBS 393.64, 1131 nucleotides long. RefSeq lists its product as uncharacterized. The coding region runs from base 1 to 1131 and encodes 376 amino acids. The record is from RefSeq and is a predicted model, not a curated record. NCBI's taxonomy places the organism in Eukaryota, Fungi, Ascomycota, Eurotiomycetes, Eurotiales, Trichocomaceae. The transcript is spliced from 2 exons.
AUGGUGAAUCAAGUUGCAGGUGACUGCCCUCAGGAAGUCAAUCGAUCAAUCAACAAGUUGAGCUGGACCACUGACAUCGAUCAUGAAUUCAUCCAAGCGCGGGAUCGUGCGCUGCAUCCAGGCCAGCCCCGUGACGAGGACACGCAGCCCGCUGAACAGCAUGUAGGGAAGGAGACCGGGUCGGCCCAGCUCAAGCACGUCGCACACCUCGUGCCCAUUUAUGCAUCUGCUUCCCGCCUCGAUGAACUGCCGCGAGAUAUUAAUCGGCGGAGGCAAGCUCUUCUCAACGCAGUGGACAAAGUUAUUUGCCACGAUCUUGGACGUCUCCGUCAGGCGCAGCUCGUGGAGAAACAAGCUCUCCAUUGUUGGCUUUGCCUUCUCCGCGCUCGCGAAGUAGGAAGUCGGCGUGCCGAGCAGGUAGGCGAUGUACCGGAACAGGGCGACGUAGUCCUCGAUCUCGCUGCUCUGGGGGCUAAUUCCCAGCUUGGGAAGCUGCAGCCACAUGGGGUUGCAGCAGAACGUGCUGAUCGAAUGGAUACAGUCCAGCGUGUUGAUGGGUAUCCCAAACCGGUCGACCUUGAAAUAUUCUGGAUGGCGAUGGGCCGGCUGGAGGAUGCGCUGGCGGACAGAGGCAUGGAGGAGACGCACGCAGAUUGUGGAAAUGUGACCCUCACCACCAGGUCGGAUGGAAGCAAGAUCAUGGGUGACCUGAAGCAGCCACUGAAAGGUCUCCAGGAGCCUGCCCCAGAGGAAGCGAGUGGAAAAUCCGCCAGUCCGGACCAGCACCUCGACCACGCCCGAAGAAGCCUACACGAUCGUCAGUCCCGAGUCAGUUUGGUCGCGAGUAGUAAAGGUCUAACUAACCGAGUUCUCGCAGAUGAAGCCCUGAAGAGCAAACCCGACGAUGUUCGCUACCGCGUAGCGGUAGAAGAAUCUCUGGCCGCGCGCGAAUCUGGUCUCAGUCGACCCAGUCGGGGACGCAAUGGACCUCAUCCCAGAAACGCAUCAGCAGCUCGUCUUCGGUGUGGUGAUCACGGAGGAUUGCAAAUAGAUCGAGAUCGAGGUCUUUAUUCAGCUUCUCCCCUUUUCCUUCAGAAGCAGCUUCUCUGGCGGCUUUUCUGGUGGUUCUGA